Messenger RNA from Caretta caretta (loggerhead turtle), 3817 nucleotides. RefSeq names its product adrenoceptor beta 2 (gene ADRB2). Lineage: Eukaryota; Metazoa; Chordata; Testudines; Cheloniidae. Gene Ontology annotation, cellular component: plasma membrane. Gene Ontology annotation, biological process: adenylate cyclase-activating adrenergic receptor signaling pathway; regulation of smooth muscle contraction; positive regulation of MAPK cascade. The record is from RefSeq and is a predicted model, not a curated record. Gene Ontology annotation, molecular function: beta2-adrenergic receptor activity; norepinephrine binding.
AUGUUCGCUGGGAACGGAGCGUGGCGCACGCAAACCAACCUCGCUGGCAAUGCACAAGUGAGGCGGGAGGGUGAAUGCAGACAGUUGUGCAAAAUGCCACUCGGUCGCAGACUCGAAACCUUCGCUGCAAAAGGGCCGAAGUGUCAACAGUGAAACCAAAGCGCCAGGGAAGGCGCGCCUGCCUCUGUCAGCAAAAGCGCCUGGAGCCAGGGAUCAGCCUGCGGGCUGUGUUCCCAGGGAGCGCCCUGCUUUGAGAGGCAGAUGCGACCGGGGCAAGCAGCGAUCCGGGCUGACUGCGAGCUCUGCCAGAAGCACCCGUGGCCGGGGCUGGGGAGUGAGGAGAGAGGGACGUCUGCAGGCUGCAGCGGAUCAAAGUGGAGGCUCCCCCGUCAACUAGGGCACCGGGAGAGACCGGCACUGGGGCUGCGAGAACCACCCUAGGGGACAGACCAGCAGGAGCACCGUCACCACUGUCAGCCGUGUGUGUGUGUGUGUGUGUGUGUCCCCGUGUCCUGCUAGCAGCCCAUUGGCUGGGGGCUGCCUGAUGUCACGGCUGGCUGUUCCUAUAAGCUCCCCAACACAUAACGGGCUCAGGACACUUGUAGACGAGACUCCCGGCAGGGCAGGAGCUGCCCAGGCUGCAGCGCGCGUGUGACUGCUCCAGGGCACCAGCCAGGCGCACCGGGCACCGAGCGCAGGAGACAGCCGGCGUGUAAAGAGCGCGAGCGGAGCGCCGGCGCUGCGCAGUGGGCAUCGGCCUGUCCCAGACUUGCCUGCGAAGAGCCCCGGCGCUGUGCGGCGGGGGAUCGGACGCGGGGCCGCCCGAGGCUUGCAUGUCAACAGGGAGCAGAGCGCAGAACGUGCGCUGCUGCGGGUAGGAAGCCAUGGGAUCGGUGAGUCCCACCAGCCCGGGGCUUGCUGCGGUCAAUGUGAGCAGCAGCGAGGACACGGGCAGUUCCAGCCUGUCGCAAGACGUCUGGAUGGUGGGCAUGGGCAUCCUGAUGUCUGUGAUCGUGCUGGCCAUCGUCUUUGGCAACAUCCUGGUGAUCACCGCCAUCGCCAAGUUCCAGCGGCUGCAGACCGUCACCAACUACUUCAUCACUUCCCUGGCGUGCGCCGACCUGGUGAUGGGGCUGGCCGUGGUCCCCUUCGGAGCCAGCCACAUCAUGCUGAAGCAGUGGAAGUUUGGGAACUUCUGGUGCGAGUUCUGGACCUCCUUAGACGUGCUGUGUGUCACGGCCAGCAUCGAGACCCUCUGCGUCAUUGCCGUGGACAGGUAUUUCGCCAUCACCUCCCCCUUCAAGUAUCAGAGCCUGCUGACCAAGAGCAAAGCCAGGAUUGUCAUCCUCGUGGUCUGGGUGGUGUCUGUUUUGACCUCUUUCUUGCCUAUCCAGAUGCACUGGUACAGAGCAGAGGGCCCGGUAGCUGAAAAGUGUUACAAAGAUGAGAGUUGCUGUGACUUCUUCACCAACCAAGCCUAUGCCAUCGCUUCUUCCAUCAUCUCCUUCUACUUGCCUUUGGUGGUCAUGGUCUUCGUCUAUGCCAGGGUCUUCCAGGUAGCCAAGAAGCAGUUGAAGAAGAUAGACAAAUGUGAAAGGAGGUUUCAUAACCAGAACAACCACCAGCAGGAGCAGAAUGGGAGAGGAAGUCACAGGAGAACCUCCAAGUUUUGUUUGAAGGAGCACAAAGCCCUGAAAACCUUGGGGAUCAUUAUGGGCACCUUCACUUUGUGUUGGCUGCCCUUCUUCAUAGUCAACAUCGUGCACGUGAUACAGGACAACAUUAUCCCCACUUACCUGUACAUCCUCCUGAACUGGUUGGGAUACGUCAACUCCGGCUUCAACCCCCUUAUUUACUGCAGAAGCCCGGACUUCAGGUAUGCUUUCCAGGAGCUCCUGUGCCUCCGGCGAUCUGCCCUGAAGAUGCACGCCAAUGGAUAUUCCAACAGCAACGGGAAAAGUGACUUCAACGAGGAGGAGGAUGGAUAUCAGUUGGGACAAGACAAAACGUGUGAAUUGCUGUGUGAUGGAGCGGGGCCACCUGCCAGUGAGGACUUAUUGCACUGUAAAGAGAUCCCUGGGUGUCCUGGAAUGGUGGAAAGUUGAAUGGGCUGAAGUGUCUUCCUUACCAUGCUGAGCUCACAAGAGCUCUGGAGAGAGAAAGCAGGAGCACAGCCGUGCUUCUCUGAGGCUGGUGAAACGGUGGGAAACUAUUGCUUUGGCAACUGCCUUCAUCUCAGCCCAUCACCCAUAGUGAGUCACCCGAAGGAGAAGCUGAUGAAGGAGUAACAGCGACCCAGGCGAGGAUCCAUCAGCGCAUCAAGCAUCUGAGGGGGAUAUAAGAGCAGGAUCUGCCCUGAAAGAGCCACAUCUCCGGAACCAACCAUGUGAAAUUGGAUCUACUCUGGGAAGGUGAUAGCAUGGCCCAACAGCACAGCACAGAAUGAGUUGAGUUUCCAUGCAGGAGGAAAAAAGACAUCCAGGGGUUUCCCUGUCAUGUUAACCUCGGAAAGCACAGUUUCAAAAGGCAAGAAAUCUCUAGGGCUGCCCUGUCCUCUCCAUUGGCCAAUUCAUGGAAAAGAAGCCAAGCUCACUGCCUCCUGGCCAGGCCAAGGGAUUGCUAGGAACAUGGCCAUGGGAUUUUGUCCACAUGCUGGCAGUGGGGUUCAGAUGAAACAGGAACCUUUUAAAGACGAGAAAGACAAGGAACACUGAAGUUUGCUUUUAUUUACUCUGUGUUUGUUUCUACAGAGGAAGAGACAGAGAAGAUGCCAUGGGUAGAAACUAAUAAAUUCCCAAUACGCCACUCAGCCCUACUCAGAUAGAAGAGGAACAUUAACAUGGGCCAAAUCUGAGGUCUUUACUCAGACAACACUCCCACAGACCCCAAGACACUGACUUCAAUGACUGUAAGGCGCUAGGAUUUGACCCCAUGUUUUUGCACUUAGCAGGGAUGGGAAGAGAGCUGCUUCACCUUUCACUUUUCAGCCCUGAUUGUCAACCAGCACUCACCACACCCUUGGAGCCCAGUUUUCAGACCUGAGCCCCAAAUGCCAUACAAGGCUCAAAUCCCUCAUUCGGGUAUUGAAAUCAGUGCAUGGGCAAGUCAAUCCUUGUUGAAAACUGAGCUCCCUGGCUUAUUAAAUAUACAAAAGGGUUCAAAAUGAAAAGCCCUGGUUUGGCUAUUAAGGGCUUGAUCUGGUGAGGCUGCCUAGCACUGUCCACGAGACGCUCAACCUCCACUGGCACCCAGGGGCGUUGGGUGACCAGCACCUCCCAGUAGCUCAGCAUCUCAAAAGAUCAGGAGGCCCUUCAUCUCUUUACCCAUGUUGCAAAGAAAAAGGCAGAGAGCUAGAGGUCCACGCAGCAAACCAUUGGAAAGACGAAUUCAAACAGUAGGAAAGCUGUGGUGUUCUUGCAGUUUUGGAUGGCAAAAGGAUAGUCUUGUAUGCCAAGCACCCGGGUCAGCUGAGUGAGUGCAGGAUUCUGCUUAUCAGCCUGCUUAACAGCCCCCUGAGUUCUGAGGACCAGCAGCGAUAACGGAAUUUCUCAGCUUUGCACACAGCUCUGUUUUGACAAGGAGUGUGCAGGCAGGCCGGGCUUCCACCUGGAAAACCUCUCACUAACGUACAGUUGGGUUUCUUUAUUUGCUGCUUGAUGUAACACAAAAAUGCGGAGCGUUGUUGUAGAGCAGCUUCCGAACCUGUGUCUGCAAGUGGGAGCCACUGACAACUUGUGUAAUGCCGUAAGCUGGCCUUCAGCUCUAGCAAAAUAAAAGCAAGCCAUUUCGCAGGGGUUGCCUGAUGUUUACAAAACAA